Messenger RNA from Drosophila santomea, 1180 nucleotides. Its product is annotated as protein obstructor-E. The transcript is spliced from 6 exons. Lineage: Eukaryota; Metazoa; Arthropoda; Insecta; Diptera; Drosophilidae. The record is from RefSeq and is a predicted model, not a curated record. The coding region runs from base 103 to 1107 and encodes 334 amino acids. Gene Ontology annotation, cellular component: extracellular region. Gene Ontology annotation, molecular function: chitin binding.
GGUGUUGGAGACUUUUGGGCGUUAAAACUCAUUCUACAAGCGAUCCGAACGCACAGUUGAGUUCGAGACGUAGACGCGUGCGCACCUACACGAGUUUGGUUAAUGUCGGCUAACGAAAUGGCGCUUGUGAAAAUAUGCAUAUUUGCUUUGGCUUUGGCCGUGGCUCUGACCGCAACCCAAGCGCAGGAGUCGAGAGGCGGUUUCCGUGGCAGUAACAGCCAGUUCCGCGUGGGACCUGGACAUCCGCCCUCGCAGCGCCAUUUGCCUCCACGAAACCGCGAUCCCGUCCAGGAGGCAUCGGUGGUGCCAAAGAGCAAACAGAAGGCGGCGGAGAAGGAGUACGAGCCCACCGAGGAGUGCCCGGAGCCCAAUGGUUUCUAUCCGGACAGCAAGCAGUGCGACAAGUACUAUGCCUGCCUGGAUGGUGUGCCCACGGAGCGACUGUGUGCCGAUGGCAUGGUCUUCAAUGACUACUCGCCCAUCGAGGAGAAGUGCGAUCUGCCCUACAACAUUGACUGCAUGAAGCGAAGCAACCUACAAACACCUCAGCCAUCGCUUCACUGUCCCCGCAAGAACGGGUACUUUGGUCACGAGAAGCCAGGCAUCUGCGACAAGUUCUACUUCUGCGUGGAUGGUCAGUUCAACAUGAUUACCUGUCCGGCUGGCCUGGUCUUCAAUCCCAAGACGGGCAUCUGCGGCUGGCCGGACCAGGUGGGCGUCACCGGUUGCAAGUCGGAGGACGUGUUCGACUUUGAGUGCCCCAAGGUGAACGAGAGCAUCGCCGUGACCCAUCCCCGCUACGCCGAUCCCAACGAUUGCCAGUUCUUCUACGUCUGCGUCAACGGAGAUCUGCCCAGGCGAAACGGAUGCAAGCUGGGCCAGGUCUUCGACGAGGAGAAGGAGACCUGCGACUGGGCACGCAAGGUGCCCGACUGUGCCGACUGGUACAAGGAUCGUCUGACCGACAAGGAGCUGGAUGAGCUGGAGAACCCGAAGCCCAAGACCACGACCACCAAGAGGCCACCCCGUGUCCGCGGUCAGUCGAGGCGUAAGCCACAGCCAAAGCGUGUGGAACCGGAGCAGGACAAGGAGGAGGAGGAGGAGUAGGCCUGAUCCCCCCGACUGUUUUAGUCUUAAGUGAAUCCCCACUGAUUGUCACCAUUAAACGAGUGCAGAAGGU